AUGCCCUCCCGCGCCGACAUCACAUACUUCGGUGCUGGCCCUGCGCUGCUGCCCACCGAUGUCCUUGAGACGGCCGCCCAGGCUCUGGUGAACUACAAUGACACGGGUCUCGGCAUCGCCGAGCACUCCCACCGCAGCGAGAUCGCAAACAAGAUCAUUGAGGAGGCCAAGGCCGACCUGGCCAGCUACCUCGACAUCCCCGCCGACUACGAGAUCCUUUUCAUGCAGGCCGGCGGCAGCGGCGAGUUUUCUGCAACAGUUUACAACCUUGUCGGUUCCUGGGUCGCCCGCCAGCGUGAUGCCAUCCUCCAGCGCCUUGGAGCGACCGACGAGACCGACGAAAAGGUCGUUGCGGAGCUGCGCAAGGUCGUUGACGAGAAGCUGAAGGUCGACUACCUCGUCACUGGCGGCUGGUCCCAGAAGGCGAGCGCCGAGGCCUCAAGGCUCUUGGGCCCGGAGUUCGUAAACGUUGUUGCGGAUUCCCGCAAGAUUAACGACGGCAAGUUUGGCAAGAUUCCCGACGAGAAGGACUGGAAGCUCAGCCAGGACGCGGCCAUGGUGUACUACUGCGACAAUGAGACGGUCGACGGCGUCGAGUUCCCCGGCUUCCCCGCCUCGCUGGCGCCCAAGGAGAACGGCGAGGGUCCCAUUGUGAUUGCCGACAUGUCCUCCAACAUCCUCUCUCGCAGAAUCCCCGUCAAGAACUACGGCGCCAUCUUCUUCGGUGCGCAGAAGAACCUCGGAUCGACCGGUAUCACCGUCGUCGUCAUCAAGAAGAGCCUGCUCGCACCUCAACCCUCGCCCGCGCUCAUGCGCAAGCUUGGUCUUCCCAUCAGCCCCAUCGUUCUCUCCUAUGAGACAAUUGCCAAGAACAACUCUCUGUACAACACCUUGAGCAUCUUUGACGUCUACAUUGCCGGACAGGUUCUCAAGAAGCUCCUCCGUACCUUCCCUGACAAGGUCGACGGCCAGCAGGCUGUUGCCAACAAGAAGGCGGCCCUCAUCUACUCUGCCCUCGACGCCCACCCCGAUGUUUACCGUGUCGUGCCCGACAAGUCCGUCCGCUCCCGCAUGAACAUCUGCUUCCGCGUCACCAAGGGCGGCGAUGUCGACGCCUCAGAGAAGGCUUUCCUCAAGGAAGCUACCGGUCUCGGCCUUACCGGCCUCAAGGGUCACCGCAGCGUUGGCGGUAUCCGUGCCAGCAACUACAACUCCAUCCCUCUCGAGGGCGCGGAGAAGCUUGCUGCUUUUAUCGAGUCUUUCGCCAAGGCUUGA
Molecule: messenger RNA, 1275 nt
Organism: Colletotrichum truncatum
Lineage: Eukaryota; Fungi; Ascomycota; Sordariomycetes; Glomerellales; Glomerellaceae
Product: phosphoserine aminotransferase
Biological process (GO): L-serine biosynthetic process
Cellular component (GO): cytoplasm
Molecular function (GO): pyridoxal phosphate binding; O-phospho-L-serine:2-oxoglutarate transaminase activity
Source: RefSeq, a predicted model, not a curated record